GAAAGUCUUUAACAGUAGACAAGUGAAAAUGUCGGGCGCCGCUGUUAAACUACUGUUAAUAGCAGUCGUACUGAAAAAGCGAGCGUCAUUGAACAGCGUGAUGUUGCCAACAAAAUUACGAAUUAACAUUUAUAAUGUAAAGUGGUGCACAAGCAGAUGUCUAUCCGCAUACAUCUCCACAUCAACUAUGACUUCAUUUUAUGAGCGAAAGAAACGGACGAAAAGAAAGCAGCAUUUGGUGACUCAUCCACAUUGUGAUGUAUCUUGAACUGGUUCACAACAUGGCCGGAGGUGUACGCUGAGUUUUAACAUUAUUUCAGAUGGCAUUGGUAUUUAUGAACACAUAAGCAACAAAGCUAAGAAAUCAUGUGGCAGACAUGCCCGGAAGCAUUCUAAGUAUCUAACGUAGGCUAAAAACAUGAUUGUGCUCACUACUUAUUGCUAUUUAUAUACAUAUUUAUAUGUUACAUGUUUAUAAAAAUCAUACAUUUGCCAUGCAUAGCUUUUAAUCUAUUUUCAGAUCGACAUCAUCCAACCAAUCUAAACCAAACCAAAUCAACUACAACAACGACAUUUAACACAACUUUUUAAUAACUAUAUUUUUAUAAAUUCAUAUAUUACAUUAUAUAUUUCAUUACAUUGUAUAUUUCAUAUGUGUAUUUACGUAAACAUUUCUUGCUCUGUUGCAAAAUUAUAAUUACAACUAUUUUUACUAAUUACAUGAUUUCCUCUUCUAAUAGCGCCCAAAUAUCAAACUGCAUACGCUUGCGAAGGUAAGAAAUUAACGAUAGAAUGCGAUCCAGGCGACCUGAUCAAUCUGAUACGUGCGAAUUAUGGACGCUUCUCGAUAACGAUAUGCAAUGACCAUGGCAACGUCGAUUGGAGUGUAAACUGUAUGUUUCCAAAGAGUUUGACCGUUUUGAAUUCAAAAUGCGCACACAAACCAAGUUGCAGUGUGUUGGCAACGACAAGUAUGUUUGGCGAUCCCUGUCCUGGUACACAUAAGUAUUUGGAGGCACAUUACCAAUGCAUAUCAGCGGCACAAACUUCAACUACCACCAAUCGGCCCAGUCCGCCAUGGGUUUUGGCGAAUAACCCACCAUUGCUUGCCAAUGGCAGCACACUGAUUAAUCCGAGUGUGCCGUUGCAACCACAAGGACCAGGUCGCCUACCACUACCUGCCAAUGGCGGUAUACCAUCGUCUGGUGGCUUAUGGCAUACACUACCGCCAACACCAGGUCCACCGCAGCCCACACUACCGGGCGGCCGUUUGAAAGGUAACUAUAACACAACGGUCAUAAAGAAUUCCAACAGACAUGAUGGCUUACCGCCACCACCGCCGUUGCAUCACCAUCAUCAUACGGGACAUCAUGCAACCGCGCCUGUGGAAGGCGUCAACGCGGCUGAUAGUGCUGUCAGCAAUACGCGACCAACGGCGAAAAAUGAUUUAUCAACACGCACGCCAGGAACAAACCAAACCAAAUCACAUGCGGGUCCGUCCAACACAACAACACCUAAUACCCGUAUACUAAGCGGUGUUGGUGGUAGCGGCACUGACGACGGCACCAUUCUCACCGCUAAAACCGCACAAAAUCGUGGCAAUCAGCAGCAGAGUACCGCAACUCAACAGCAUGCAGCUGGCAACAACAAUAACAACGCAAUAGGUGCUGAUGCUAACGGUGGAAGUAAUGGCAUACGUACCAUAAACAAUAUAAAUAACCUCAAUAUGGGUAUGGGUGCGGUGGCCGAGGAUGAGUCGAAUAUGUUCUGCGGGCCAACGAAUGCGCGUAAUCUCUUCUGGAACAUAACACGCGUAGGUGAUGUAAAUGUGCAGCCGUGUCCAGGUGGCGCAACUGGCAUUGCCAAGUGGCGUUGUGUGCUUAUGAAGCGCGUCAAUUACAAAGAAGAGGAUGCAGCGGAAACAACAACAAUGCGUGCGAUGUCGCGUACCAAUUGCAGUAGCAAUAGCAACGCAAAUAGUAGUUGUGAAAAUGCCGCUGAUCGAUUAAAUCAACGCAUAGGCAAUUUUGAGCCCACUUGGCACCCGAUGACGCCCGAUCUUACGCAAUGCCGAAGUCUGUGGUUGAACAGCUUGGAGGUGCGCGUAAACCAACGUGAAUCAUCAGUUAUUUCCAUAGCAAACGAUCUAUCGGAGGUGACAAGUAGCAAAACUUUGUAUGGCGGCGAUAUGCUCGUCACUACGAAAAUCAUACAAACCAUGUCGGAGAAAAUGUUCCACGACAAGGAGACCUUACCGGAUCAACGUCAACGAGAGGCUAUUAUAUUAGAGUUGCUGCAUGGUGUGGUAAAGACUGGCUCAAAUUUGCUUGACGAAUCACAAUUGUCCUCUUGGAUGGAUUUGAAUCAAGAAGAUCAAAUGCGUGUUGCCACAUCAUUGCUAACAGGGCUGGAGUAUAAUGCAUUUCUUUUGGCCGAUACUAUUAUACGUGAACGUAAUAUUGUGCAGAAGGUCAAGAAUAUACUGUUGUCUGUGCGUGUUUUGGAAACAAAGAACAUUCAAGGCAACGAAGUUUUCCCCGAUCUUGAACAAUGGCAAAUCAGCGAUGACCGCAUAGAGUUGCCGCGCACUGCGCUCGUGGAGAAUAGCGAAGGCGGCCUUGUGCGCAUAGUAUUUGCUGCAUUUGAUCGGUUGGAGUCAAUCUUAAAACCGUCUUACGAUCACUUUGACACGAAAAGUUCGCGCAGUUAUGUGCGCAACACUGCUUUGUUGGCCAGCGAUCGUAACGAUUCGGGCGCAAAUGCUGAUUUGCUGCAACAACGAAUACGCAUACUCAAUAGCAAAGUGAUCUCAGCGAGUUUGGGUAAAGGUCGACACAUACAACUAUCACAACCGAUCAAAUUAGUCUUGCGACACAUUAAAACGGAAAAUGUAACCAAUCCCACUUGCGUAUUUUGGAACUACAUAGAUCACGCUUGGUCAGCGAAUGGCUGCACUUUGGAGUCCACAAAUCGUACACACAGCAUUUGCAUGUGCAAUCAUCUCACGAACUUUGCCAUACUCAUGGAUGUCAUGGACGAGCAUAAUCAUUCGCUGUUUGGCGUCUUCGAUGGCAAUAUGCGCAUACUCAUCUACAUUAGUGUCGCCAUUUGUCUGGUAUUCGUCGUCAUUGCGCUACUCACAUUGAAGAUAUUCAAUGGCGUUUUCAUAAAGUCUGCGCGCACUUCCAUCUAUCGCAGCAUUUAUAUAUGUCUACUUUUCAUUGAAAUUCUUUUCCUAAUUGGCAUUGAGCAGAAUGAGACGAGUAUCCUUUGUGGUUUCACUACUGUUUUUCUACAUUGUUCGAUAUUAUCGGCGAUAGCGUGGUUCUGUUUCGAAGCAUUCCAAUCAUAUUCCACACUAACCACCGAUGACAUGUUACUUGAAGUUGAUCAGACUUCCAAAGUGAAUUGUUACUAUUUACUCUCCUACGGGUUAUCACUUACAAUUGUGGCCAUUUCAUUGGUCAUUAAUCCAAAUACUUAUACACAAAAUGACUUUUGUGUGCUCAUGGAGGCGAAUACGCUGUUCUAUGCGAGUUUUGUGGCGCCAGUCAUGCUAUUUUUACUGGGCGCUUUAGGCUACACCUUCUUGUCGUGGGUAAUCAUGUGUCGCAAGAGUCACACAACGCUGAAGAAUAAAGAGCAUACACGGCUCGCUAAUGUGCGCUUCGACAUGCGUUGCUCUUUCAUUUUCCUACUGUUACUAAGCGCUGUCUGGAUUUCCGCCUAUUAUUAUCUGCGCCUGGCCAAAGUGGAGGACGAUUUGGCCGUUGUAUGCGGUUAUCUUUUCAUUAGUUUCAACACACUAAUGGGAUUGUAUAUUUUCGUGUUUCAUUGCAUACAAAAUGAGAAAAUUCGUCGCGAAUAUCGUAAAUAUGUGAGGCAAAAUUCCUGGUUGCCAAAGUGUUUGCGCUGCUCGAAGGCCUCCAUAUCCUCAGGCAUCGUUGGCAAUAACGGUAUUGGCGGUGGCAGCGGCAGUGGUGGCGGUAUCGGUGGAGGAAAUGCUGGCGGCGGUGGUACGCUCUCCGGCACACAUCGUGGCAACUCGAACACGGUGCAAGUGAAAAAGUCCAAACUGCCAAUAGGCGGCGAUGGUUUGGUAUCCGACGACACUGGCGGUAUUAUAUCGGCCGCCGAGGAUGCCAUUAUUGCAUCAUCCGAUUGUGAAUUGAAUGAUGCGCGUAAUUUGUCGUUAACCAGCGACGCCGAUAUGGAUACAGUGAAGGGCGCCGGCGGCAAUAUGACGCUACAGCACGGCAAGGGUGGUCACGCCAUUAUUGAUGCCAUGCAAGGGCAUAUUGUGCUGGAACGCGGUGGCGCGAAUACCGUGCACUCGGUAGGCGGCAGCGGUGGCUUGCGUACGCCCAGCGCUGGCCACACCUCGCCCACCUCAUCGGCUGGCUCAACGCAUCUGAUUUUCGGCGGUCAAAAGCAGCAAAUGCUUGGCUCGGGAAUGUCAACGGGCAGUGGGCCACAAGAGGCGUACUACCAUCAGCCGGAUUAUUAUGGUUGGAAGCAGCAGCAGAUGGGUAAGCCAGGUGGCGGCAACAAUAAUGCAUUGAGCUUGGCACAUCCGCGCGACUACGUGAGCAACGCGGCUGCGCCACAGCAGGCGCACGAAUUCUUCUACUGGACGCAAAAGCAUCAGCCGCAUGGCAAGAAGAAGCGCGGCAGUGGUAUUGGUGGUGAGUCGCCAAGCGGUUCAUUGCAUAGUCGCACGACAGCAGCGUCGCAGCAAAUACUUUUCUAUCCGUCGUACAAGAAGACUACGCUGAAGCAACAACAACAGCAGCAACAGUAUCCGCACUACGAUGAGGCGGUCGGGGCUGCUGCCUACUACCAGCAACAACAACAACAGCAUCAGCAGCAGCAACAACAACACCGACGCCAUGCCUCAGCGGCCAUGAUGCUGGCGGCAGCACAUCAUCAGCAGCAACAACAACAACAGCAGCAGCAACAACAAUUAUCCUCAGAUGAGGAACAGCUAGAGCCAGCUGCAGCAGCACAUGCACAUCUGUUGCAUUUGGGACGACGCGCCGGCUCACAAUUGCCACCACCGCCAGCGCCCGCAUCGCACGCCUACCAUUAUCCGCUGCAUCACUCACCAGAGUUUAUGGGCGCCGCCGCGCACACGCCCACACAGCGUUACUAUAGAAAUAAGCAUUCCAACUGUGAUCUGAGCCACGAGGAGUACGACCCGAGCGGACGCGCGGGCAGCGAACAGUACUACAAUCAAAACUCAAUGGGCGGUGACGGGCCGGUUUAUGAGGAGAUUCUCAGCAAUCGCAAUUCCGAUGUGCAACAUUACGAAAUGGAUUUGAAUAUGUAUGGCCGUGGUGAUAACGACGGCGACGACGACGACGAUGAUGAUGACGAUGAUGUGCACGAUUGCGAUGAUGGUCGUGGUAGUAGUAGCGCCAUGCGCCGGCAACAGUUGCGGCAGCGACAUCACUACGAGGCGGCGCGAAAUGGCGUUAUUGGCACUGGUGUUGGCGGCAGUGGCAGUCGAUAUGGUCACGCGGAGAGCGGCGUGUCCAGCGAGGACGACGCGGAUGACGAUGAGGAUGAGGAGAAUGAGAGCGCGCAGCGGCGUGGCCUACCACAGGGUGAUGAACGCAUGCGGCGACUGAUUGCGUUGCAGGAUGAGGAGUUUCAACGGCGGUUUCAAAGGCAGCGCAAGAAAGCCGAGGGCUCAUUAAAUGAUAAAACGGCAGCAGCAGCGUACUUUGAUCACCACAAUGCGGCAGCAGCGUCAAGCGGUGCGGCGGUUUUUGGCAUUAGCGGCGGUGGCAGUGGCGGCGCGAGCUCUAUACGCGCCAUCAAAAAGAUCUCACCGAAUAAUCGAAUAGGUGUGCAUGAGUUAUUCACGACGACUCAUAAUAGCAGCGGUGCGAGUGGCAUUGGUCCACCUUUACCGCCGGCUAAUCAACAGCAAGCGCAACAACAGCAGCAACAAUAUCCUCUAUCGAAGAGGCAACAAUUGUCGCCAACAACAUUAACAUUAACAGCAACAACACCGUCAUCGUCGCACACACAACCAAUCAUUGGCCGGAACAUUUCUGCAAUGCUGGAUGAGAACAAUACGGUACGCUGCUAUCUCGAACCGUUACCCAAAUGAAUAGGGACGCAACUGCGCCAACCCACAUAUAGGUGAGGUAGUGUAAUUAAUAUAUGAUUGAAACAAAAAAGCUUAACUGCAGCGCGUAUGGCAAUUUUAAAGACAGUCUUAAUAAGAGAUUAGUGUUUAGCUUUUGUUUUCGCGGCUGAAAUCAUAGCGCUCGGUUUAAAAUGCAUUUAACUAAUUAUGUAUGUAUGUGUGUAUGUCGUACGUCGUACGUGUAAGGCGUCCGUUGAAGAAAGCUAACUAAAUAGUAAUUUAUGAAAUGUUAAAAGUAAAGUAAAACAUAUAAUAACAAAAAAAAACAAAAACAACAGUAUAUUAUAAAUGUAUGCAUGUAUAUGGAAAAUGAAAAAUGAAAAAAACUAUAAAACUUCUGCUGCACACCAUACAAUGGCCAGCACAGCUGCGCGAAAACACUCUCACACACACGAAAGCAUAACUUGCUCCUAACUAGCCAUUGAGUUUUGCAGUUGUAAACAGUUAAGAAACUUUUUGUUGUUACCUUUAAAGCUUUAAGCAACUAUUUAAGUAGCAAUUUAUAUUGUCUGUAAGUGAAAGCUGCUUGCAAGUAUACGCCGUUUAGUCCCUGAUUAAAGUGUGGAGGUUAAAUUUUAUUAUUCUUUUUUUGUACGGAGUUAUUUUCUGUUUCAUUUCCUAAACAAAGUGUAGUGUUUCAAAUAUACAGUUGUACUUCUAUAAUUCGAAUCACCAUCAUAGUCAAAAAAAACUUCGAGUUAGAGGGACUUCGAGAAUUUUCAUUAAAACAUAAAAUUUUUCAAAAAGCUGUAAAUUAUAGGUUUAAACCCUGUUUUAUUUAUUUGCUUCGCAUAAAGUUUUUAGUACUUACGUUAAAACAGCUAUUGUUUAGCUCUCGACGUCUGUAUCCCAUGCCAGUAACAAACUUGAUUUAUGCAAUCCAUAAGUGUAAUAUCAUAUUUAUUGUUCGACUACAUACGAAUAUAGCUGGACUCUUUUAAAAUUCUGUCUCGACAGUAAAAUUUUGUUUAAAUUUGACUACUAAAUGCUAUUGUCAAUUCAUGAGUUCGAGUUAUGUAGGACUUUGAGUUAUGGAAAGAAAUUUGUUUGAAAUUUGACUUCUAUUACCAAUUCAAGUGUUCCAGUUAUGGAUAACUUCGAGUUAAGGAAGUUCCAGUUAUGGAAGGAAACGAGCAUGAAUUUUGUAUUCUAAACGCUAUUGUCGACUCAAAAGUUCAACUAUAGUUUGUUUUUAUCACAUUUAUGCUUAGCAUUUCACUGCUUUUAAAGUAAUUUAAACAAGUUGGAGCCAUGCUGAUAUAUUAUUUUUUUUUUUAUAUAUUUCUGCUUUCGAAACAUAUAUAUUUCAUUGAAAAUCCGCUUUAAAAGUUGUUUCAUGUAAUUUUAUGGCAACACACACUUUUUAUUUACAAAAUUACGGACUUUUUUUGGCUGAUAUUUAGCUUCCGUUAAUUAAAAAAAAAAAACAAUUUCAAAAUCUCUCAAUAUUUUUAGAAAUUAUUAUGUAAUAUAUUCAUAAAUUUCUCUCUACGAAUUUGUUACAUUUUUUUUCAUAAAAUUUUCUUCGUUUUUUUAUUUACUUUUUUCUUUAAAAUUGUAAAAAGGAUUUUACAAUGGAUGCAAUCAACUUAGUUUUUAAGUGCAACUAAGAACAAAACGCUUCAACUCUAAUUAUAAAUAAGCGCAAAUGUAUAUUAACUAAUUUAAAAUGUCAAAUUUUUGCAAAUUUGACGUGAUAACCCAAAAAGCUUAACCCUUCAAAACUAAAUGGAAAUCCUACAACUCUACACAAAUAAACAAUCAAUUUUCAGUCUACCAAACUUUCCAGAACCGUUAACUCCUACUUGCAUAAAUGCUACAUAAAGAGAAAAAAAAAACAAAAACAAAACACGUUUCAACUUCAAACAAAAAUAAUAAUUAAAUGAAUAACUAAAAACGCUAUCGAAUACCUCCACUCGAAUCCUGUCGAACUAAAGUUGUUGUACAUUAGUGUAGCUAACAGACCUAUGAGAAUGCGAAGAGAAGGCAAAUAAAUGUUCAAAUAUGUAUUGUAUGUAUGUGUAGUUCUUGUGCGGCCACCAACAAACGCAUAUGCUAUAACAAAUGUUAUUAAUUGUAGGAAGAGAAGUGAAAUUUCAACAAAUUGUGGUACACAUAUAACAAUAGCAACAACAUUAAUUACAAAAUCGCACCAACUAAAACUUUCAAAAUAAUAAUAAUAAAAACAAAAACUACCACAAAUAGGCAAACUAAAAAAUUGUAGUGUUUUAACGUGUAUAAAAAAUGAGAUAUAUAAGUCAGCAUAUAGAUUGAAAAUAUAAAUGAAAACUUUUAUGAAAAGUGUUGAAUAUUAAGUAAUGGUUAAAAGCUAAAAAAACAAAACAAAAACAACGUUUAAUAUGCAAAGAGCAAAUAGUUCGCGCUAAUGUAAUGUAACAAUCUGCAUGUAGGUCAUAUACUUUGUCUAUGUGUUGUUGUCAUUUACAAAACGCUGCGCACCAGAUGAAAACAAAAGCUAAUAAAUUCGAAAGUAACACUUUAAAUAACAAUAAACAGAAGAAAUUUAUAUUUAGUAAAUGAUGUCACAUGAACGAUUUGCAUUUUGCGAGAUUGCAACGCGUAAACAUAUAGGCGUGCGUAAUUAUGUGUGAUUUUUGGCGAAACAAAAAGAAUUGUAUUAAAAUUAUAGUAUAUAUAUGUAGCAUAGAGAAAUAUAAUUGCGCACACACAAACGUGUAAUUUAUAUACAUACAUACAUACUAUAUAUGUAUAUACGUAAAUGCAAUGAAAUUGAUGAAAAUGCAUACAUUUAUAAAUAUUGUACUAAAAAUGUAAUAGUAAUACAGCAGAUAUAGGCAUUUAUUACAUUGUAAGUCUAAAAGAGAACGCAAUGAAAUUUUGUUUUUUUUUCUAAUGCGAUAUGUUAAUUUUGUAAUUAAAAAUAUGCAAAUACGGCUGAAUUUAAUAUAAUUUUUUUUAUUUUGUAUUGCAAAACAUUCACUGUUUGUAUGUAUGUAUAUUAAUAAUAUAGUAUUGAUUUUGUUACAUUUUUUGCAUAAUAUUAUUAUUAUUUUUAUUCUGUUUUAUAUGUAUGUAUACACGCUGCCAUAGCUCUAUGUAACUUGUAUAUUUGAAAUAAUGUAUGUAUGUAAAACAAAUUGCAGAGUAAUUAAUGUUUAACUGAGAAAUAUAUAUACUAAAGAAAAAUAAAAAUAAAUAAUUAUAAAGUUAGUAUUGUGUUGUUGCCGCAAACGUAAAGCAAGCUAAAAUGUGUAAGGAAUCGUGAAAAGAAAAACAACUUUAAAUGUAUAUGUAAUAUAGCAGUAAGUUUCGCGCGUAUAUUUAUAAAUA
This is a messenger RNA of Zeugodacus cucurbitae (melon fly), 9469 nucleotides long. RefSeq names its product latrophilin Cirl (gene Cirl). Gene Ontology annotation, biological process: adenylate cyclase-activating G protein-coupled receptor signaling pathway; cell surface receptor signaling pathway. Gene Ontology annotation, cellular component: membrane. The transcript is spliced from 16 exons. The record is from RefSeq and is a predicted model, not a curated record. NCBI's taxonomy places the organism in Eukaryota, Metazoa, Arthropoda, Insecta, Diptera, Tephritidae. The coding region runs from base 896 to 6118 and encodes 1740 amino acids. Gene Ontology annotation, molecular function: G protein-coupled receptor activity; carbohydrate binding.